This is a messenger RNA of Jatropha curcas, 2037 nucleotides long. RefSeq names its product cytokinin oxidase/dehydrogenase 1 (gene CKX1). The record is from RefSeq and is a predicted model, not a curated record. Gene Ontology annotation, biological process: cytokinin metabolic process. Lineage: Eukaryota; Viridiplantae; Streptophyta; Magnoliopsida; Malpighiales; Euphorbiaceae. Gene Ontology annotation, molecular function: cytokinin dehydrogenase activity; FAD binding.
CUCUUCUCAUCACCUUCCAUUUGCAUAAGCUCCUCUGCACCUCUCCUUUUAACACCUCCCCUCACAAAUAUCAUAUUCUCUCUCUCUCUCUCCCUCGCUCUUUUUUUCUCCAUCUGUGAGGAAAAAAAAAGAUGAUGUUGCCACUUUCCAACUUACUGAAACAAAACGUGAAUAAGCUCCUUAGAUUUUUCAUGAUCUUAUUCUUAUGCUCUAUGCCUGAGAAAUCUGACCAUUGUUCUAACAACUCUUUCAAAAGAGUGAACUCUAGUAGUUUGUCUUAUAAGAGUUCCUCUAACACCCCUGCACUAGAAGGACUCAAUCUAGAAGGUCAUUUAUGCUUUGAUAAUAUUGAACAUGCAUCUAAGGACUUUGGUAACAUAUACCAUUUCCUACCAUCAGCAGUUCUGUAUCCAAAAUCAGUUUCUGAUAUUUCCUCCACAAUAAAAUAUAUUUUCAAUAUGGGUUCCACCUCAGAUAUUACAGUGGCUGCCAGAGGCCAUGGCCACUCACUUCAAGGUCAAGCACAGGCUCAUCAAGGUAUAGUAAUCAACAUGGAAUCACUUCAGGGUCCAGAGAUGCGGACUCACACGGGUGAGCCACCUUAUGUCGAUGUUUCUGGUGGAGAAUUAUGGAUAAAUGUUCUGCAUGAAACUCUUAAAUAUGGGCUUGCACCAAAAUCUUGGACAGAUUACCUUCACCUCACCAUUGGAGGCACCUUAUCAAAUGCUGGAAUUAGCGGACAGGCAUUCCUACAUGGACCCCAGAUCGACAAUGUUUACCAGUUGGAGGUUGUCACAGGAAAAGGAGAAAUAAUUACCUGUUCAGAGCAGCAGAAUGCAGACCUCUUUUAUGGUGUUCUUGGAGGACUAGGACAGUUUGGCAUAAUUACCCGGGCUAGAAUUUCUCUCGAAAGAGCACCUAAGAUGGUGAAAUGGAUUAGAGUCCUGUACUCUGAGUUUUCCGAAUUUUCCAAUGACCAAGAGCAUUUAAUAUCAACUGAGAAUUCUUUUGACUAUAUAGAAGGAUUUGUAAUAAUAAACAGAACCGGUCUACUCAACAACUGGAGAUCCUCCUUCAAUCCCAAAGACCCUCUUCAAGCCAGCCAAUUCGUUUCAGAUGGAAAAAUUCUUUACUGUCUAGAAAUUGCUAUAUAUUUCAAUCCGGAUGAAUCUGAUGUUAUGAACCAGAAAACUGCAGACUUACUGUCAGAACUAAAGUUUAUUCCAUCAACACUUUUCAUGUCAGAAGUUCCUUAUGUGGAAUUCCUGGACAGAGUACAUGUGUCUGAGAUAAAGCUCCGUGCGAAAGGUUUAUGGGAAGUUCCACACCCAUGGCUGAAUCUUCUAAUACCCAAAAGCAAAAUAUUUGAGUUUGCUCAAGAGGUCUUUGGAAACAUCCUUACAGAAAGUAGCAAUGGUCCCAUCCUCAUCUAUCCAGUCAAAAAGUCCAAGUGGAAUAAUCGAACAUCUCUUAUCACCCCAGGAGAAGAUAUUUUCUAUUUAGUUGCAUUUUUAUCCUCCGCAGUACCAUCUUCCAAAGGCAAAGAAGGCUUGCAACACAUUUUAGCUCAACAGCAAAGAAUUCUAGAUUCCUGCUCCAAGGCUGAUCUUGGAGUUAAACAAUAUUUGCCUCAUUAUAGCACCCAGCAAGAAUGGCAAGCUCACUUUGGCUCUCAGUGGGAAGUUUUUGUACAGAGGAAAUCAACUUAUGACCCUUUAGCAAUCCUAGCUCCUGGUCAAAGAAUUUUUAGAAGGCAAAAACCUUCAUAUGGUGCCAGCUAAGCAAGCCACAAAUACGAAAAUGUGCUCCAGCCAAAUGGGGCCAUUAUACCUAAAACUGUAAAUUAUUGAGCCUUCAUACAUCGUUGAGUUUCCACAAGCAGCAUUAGAAAGAAAAGUAGUAGACCAUUUGACAAUGUUGUUAAUUAAGUUGAAAAUUAGAAGUAUGCAAAUGUUUUUUUUUUAAAAAAAGACAUCAAGGCAUUAACUUCAGAUUCAUGAUUUAAAGCAUAUCAUACAGAGAGCUAUCUGCAUCUAA